CCACAAACUCGCGCAACCAACCUCGUGCACCAUGUCGAGCAACAACAGCAGCAAGACGGUUCUCGUCACGGGCGCCACGCGCGGCCUCGGUCUCACCUUCGCUCAGUACUACACCAAGGCUGGAUGGAAGGUCAUCGGCACGGCGCGCAACGUUGACAAGGCCAACGAUCUCAAGGCGCUCUCGCCGUUCAAGAUUCUUCAGCUGGACACGAGCGACGAGGCCUCGAUCAUCACCAUGGCCAAGCAGCUGAACGGCGUCCCCAUCGACCUGCUCAUCAACAACGCCGGCAUCCUCGAGCCAGGCUCGUACGCGAGCGUCUCCAAGGACUCGUUCAUGCGCCACUUUGAGAUCAACUCGGUGGGGCCGUUCCUCACUACGCGCGCGCUGCACGCGAACCUCAAGCUGGCCGCCGACGCCAACGGCCUGGCCAUCGUCGCGUCCGUCACGAGUCUCCUGGGCAGCAUCCAAGCGAACCUGGACGGCGCGCUCGGCAGGCCGCUGCAGAAGGUCUACUACGACAACCACAAGCUGCCGAAUGGCGAGAUCUACAGCUACCGCGCGUCCAAGGCCGCGCUCAACAUGAUCAACGCCAACCUGGCCAUGAACCUGCAGGAGGACAAGAUCGUCGCGGUUGUGCUGCAGCCGGGCUACGUCAAGACGGACCUGACGCAGCACAACGGCGUGGUGCUGCCCGAAGAUUCCAUCGCUGGUAUGGCCAAGGUCAUCUCGGGCCUCACCCUGGACGACACGGCCAAGUUCUUUGACUUCCAAGGACCUGAAUUGCCGUGGUAGAGCAGAGUAUGAGAUAUACUCUACCGCUCAGCUUAGUGGCUAAUGAAUGAUGUGUGUGCUGCUUUAU
Messenger RNA from Phytophthora sojae, 860 nucleotides. RefSeq lists its product as hypothetical. The coding region runs from base 32 to 793 and encodes 253 amino acids. The transcript is spliced from 2 exons. The record is from RefSeq and is a predicted model, not a curated record. NCBI's taxonomy places the organism in Eukaryota, Oomycota, Peronosporomycetes, Peronosporales, Peronosporaceae.